This is a messenger RNA of Sipha flava (yellow sugarcane aphid), 3718 nucleotides long. Its product is annotated as telomerase reverse transcriptase-like. Gene Ontology annotation, cellular component: telomerase catalytic core complex. The transcript has a single exon. The record is from RefSeq and is a predicted model, not a curated record. NCBI's taxonomy places the organism in Eukaryota, Metazoa, Arthropoda, Insecta, Hemiptera, Aphididae. Bases 201 to 2849 code for a protein of 882 amino acids. Gene Ontology annotation, biological process: telomere maintenance via telomerase. Gene Ontology annotation, molecular function: telomerase RNA binding; telomeric repeat DNA binding.
UCAGAGUGCGCGUUAGCCGCGUUUUCACAGUGUCGUGCACAUUAUUCUUACGGUGUACAAUAAUAAUUGAUCAAAGUACCGACGGUAGUUGAUAACGUUUAAAACGUAGUGAAUAAUUAGUAUUAAAUUCGAAUGAUUUUUUUUAAAUGUCAAGAGUGAAUUAUUAGUGUUGUCUGAAGGUGCUGUGGUAACCGGUCGCGAUGCCGGCAGCGGGCGUGGACCGACUGGUCACAACGAGUUUGCCACAAUUUCUUUUGUUGAUUAUGGAACCGGAAGCGGUUUUCGGGCUGGAAGACGCGGUCAGGAGCCUGCAUGUCGUAGUAGUGUGUUACGAUAUGCAAGACUUCUAUAAACGUCUUGACACUAUUUCUAGACCACCCGCCGCCUCCGACAGGGUCAGCCUUGACGAGUUCAUCUAUUAUUGCGACAGCAAGAUCCGAAUGGAAUUCGCGGCAGGCAACGAGCCCGCAGCUGCCGGUUAUCGGUGCUGCAUGACGGUCAGCGACCUGAUGCGGAUGGACGCGUGGGCCCGGCUCUACGACCGCGUCGGCCCGUACGUGAUGAAGUACCUGUUGCACAGCUGUGUGCUGUUUGUGCCUCUCAACCGGGACGUUUAUUAUUGCGUGCGCGGGCCAUCGUCUCAGGCGGGCCAUUACGAAGUGCUGCAGUCGUUCCGGGCCCGGGCGGCUGGGUUGCGGCGGAACAAACGAGCAAAACCGUCAAAAGUGACCGCAACGAGCUUCACCGUGGCCGGGUUGCUGAUGGCCGCCAAGCCGAUUUGCCACGGAACGGAUGCGGACGCUAUGAUACGCGAGAUUGUACUGCAAGCACGGGGUUGCGGCGACAACGAAACGCAACUAGCCGCGUUGAAGUGCAAGCUGAAAGUGAUGACGGACAGGGACUCGUUGCAGGCAUACAGGGACAUUUAUGAGGCGACCGUCGGCGACCCGGGACCGGCCGAAAUCCCGUUGUGCAGAGUGAAACGAUUCGCCUCCACGAUAGUGCGCAAAAUCGUGCCGCGGCAACUGUUCGGCGCGUCCGUCAACCGGGACCGGUACUGCGACAACUUGUGCAAAGUGCUCAACUUCGGCAUGCGUCAUGCGUUCACCGCGCAGCAUAUCGUGCACGGCAUCAAGACGACGAAAGUCGGGUGGCUGAAGUCCGUGGACGCGGCUCAGCGCACCGCGAUGCUGACGGGAACCCUGGUGUGGCUGACCAACUCGUUCAUAUUCAGCCGAAUCUUCCAUUUUUUCCGCGUAGUGUGGACAGACACUCCCAGUCACGGGGUCGCGUACUUCGACAAAACCCAGUGGGCGGCAAUGUGCCACGCGAAGAUUUCGCCGUUGCUCGGCGGCGGGGACGGUGCCGGCGGAUUCUUUAAGCAGCUUGUCGACGGCGGUGAUGACUCGUCGCACAGGAACUGGAACGUGUGUCCGUACGCGAAAAAACCGAAUGGCGGCGUGCGACUGAUAUUCAAGCUGCGGCGGCGCAACGAGCCCGGCGCCAAACAGCUGAUGGACCACUGUCUGACGUUCCUGCGGUGCCUGGCGCGCACAUACCCGCCCGAAUUCCAGUCCGUGUCCAAGCCGCAGUUCUUCCGCGGCUGGAACGCGCUUCAACGGCGGCACCGGCCAAACAAUGGAUACACGUCACCCGUAUACUAUGUGCGUACGGACUUCCGGGAUGCGUUCACCAGUUUUAAGCAGGGCAAGCUGCUGGCGGUUGUCUGGCAACGUAUCAGCGAACGGUUCGGCAACAGGUCGCAGGCGUUGCGCGUGCACUCAGUGGACGUGGUGAAGGUAGGCGGUGGCAGCGGCACGGUGUACUGCAAGAAACGAAAGUACUGCGACGGGCUACCUGUGCCCAAUUUCCCGUCGGGCUCACUGGUGUUUUACGAUGGGACGACCGCGGUUCCUCUGGACCGCAUCUGGAACGUCGUGCGCAAAUGUGUUCGUCGCAACGCUGUGGAAUGGCGAGGCCGCCGUUGGGUUAUGACCCGGGGCGUUGUGCAGGGUGACCGGCUAUCCGUGGCGCUGUGCGACUUGCUGCUGGCCGACUUGCAGGCCACCCGUUUAGAACGCGCAAUCAGCGACAGCGGUGCUGCUAGUCAGCUGUACCGUUUCGUAGACGAUUACGUGUUCGUCUCGCAUGACCGGGCCGCGGCCUCGCGAUUCCUAACCGUCAUGUGCGCCGGAUUUGACGAGUACGGGUUGCGACUGAACCACUCUAAAACCAAGACCAACCUGAAGGAAGAUGGCAGCAGCGGUGAGACGGUCAAAUUCUUGGGGUUCCGGUUGAACCCGACCACGGGCGAAGUGACCAAGGACGUGAGUGUUUACCGAAACCAGCGACCGUUACACUUCUUCGAUUACGAGCUGGGCCGCGGAUUUCCCGGCCAGACCCUGUACGCCAAGAUCAUUAGGCCCAACCAACAUCCCUUGCCUGUAGCCCUGGUCUGCAAGUCGUUCAACUCUGUGACCAUAGUGGCCCGGAAUCUGGCGUUCGUCGUGGCACUCAAGGCAUUCGCUGUUGUCACUGCCAUCAAGCAGUAUUUCUUCCACCUGAACCCGACGUUCGUGCUCAAGACUGUGCACGCUAUCGCCCGGCUCAUGUACGGUAAAGUGUGCGGCCUCAUCAGGCGCUCGGCUGUCACCCCUUCCCAGUGCAAGUGGAUCGUAUACGAGGUGUACGCCACCAUGUUCCAAGUGCAUUUCUCCGACAGCGAUAGUCGCAUCACCUACAUUGCAGACCAGCUCCGCCGCUGUCAAUCUGCCAUCGGCCAAAAGUGCAACGAUCGUAUCCUAAAGAUGGCCCUAAAACGUUGUGGGUUCGCCAAAAUCUUUGGAUAACCCUUACAGCAACCCUUACAGUUGACGCAUACUUCUCCCUAUUUCGCACCUCGCACACCGACAGUCAGUCUUAAUUAAAUUAAUUAAAUUAAGUCUUAAUUACUUAACAGUCAGUCUUAAUUAAAGUCUCUUUAAGUUAAUACAUUUUCAUUUAUGUUUUUAUUUAUGUUUUAUGUAGCCUUUUGUUUUAUACUUUUUAGUGCAUUAUUUAAUUAGCAAGUAAAAUAUUUUGUUAUUAUAUGAGUUUACAUGAACCCAAUUUUACCGGUUUUUUUUCUGGCGAAGUUUACAGUAAAAAAAUGUACUUUUGGCGGAGUUUACAUGCACCUAACCUGGUUGGGACCACCUAUUCCCUAUUAUGUCUAUAUUAGUCCCCUAUCUGGUUUUAUUUUUCUUUACAUUUUACCUUUGUAGGCAUCAUUGUUUUUAUAAUCAAUUGUAAUUUGUAAAUACGAAAAUGGAUUGGUUAAGUUAUUACAAAUUGUUAGAUUCGUAGUUUCAAUGAAUUAUUAUUAUUCAUUCAUUCAUAUUUAGUCUUGCAUGAUGGCAAUUUAUAUAUAUUAUUCGUACUUUGAAAAAAAUGCAUGAGAACCAUUUUACUAUUGAAUUAUUUAUCCAUUAAAUAUCUAAUUUAUGUUACAUAUGACUUUAUGGAUCAUUUUAACGAGUAAAAAUUGAUAUUAACCAUAUAUUAUUUAAAUACACUGUCAAAGUAAAUAAGUAAAUGUUGUAUUAACAAUAACUUUACGACGGUGCCAGAUUUCCCAGUAAACACUAAAAGCUAGUGUUUUAGACGGAAAAUAAAUUUUAAUAUUUCAUUUUUAUUGUAUGUAAUUAAAACUAAAAUAAAUGCAACUAAUUAUAAAAUG